This is a messenger RNA of Symbiodinium pilosum, 1345 nucleotides long. The record is from the annotation of a GenBank genome assembly. Lineage: Eukaryota; Dinophyceae; Suessiales; Symbiodiniaceae.
AUGAGACUAGCGGUGCUGUCGGACGACAAGGUGGGCGCCUUGCGCAAGGUCGUGGUCUUCCGCACGCUGGCACCUGACCAGCUGCAGAGGCUGGCGGAAGCCUUGGAGGUCAUCAAGAAGAAGCCUGGAGACAUGGUUUUCAACCAAGGUGAGUUUGGCCAGGAGUUCUACAUCAUCCACACUGGGCUCUUAGAGGUGUCAAUUGAUGGCCGCAAAGUGCGAACGCUGGGCAUGGGAGACUAUGUCGGUGAGCGAGCUUUGCUUUUCCACGGCCCGCGCACGGCAACGGUCAAAGUUGUAGAGGACUGCGAACUGUGGAUGAUGGGCUUUGAUGACUUCAAUCAGGCGGUGCAAGGUCCGAUCUUGGAGUACAUGAAGGCGCGAAUUGCGCUGCAGAACACCAAGAUAGACCUGGAUUCGCUGACGUGCCUGCGAGUGAUUGGAAGAGGCGGAUUUGGAGUUGUGAAGAUGGUUCAGUCCAAGACUAGCGACACCAGGUAUGCUUUGAAGUGCGUCAGCAAAAAACAAGCUGUGGAACAGAAGCAGCAAAAGGCGUUGGCGCACGAAAGAAACAUUCUGGCAGAACUGGACCACCCGUUCAUCAUCAAGUUCGUGCGGUCAUUCAACAGCGCUCGACACGUGUACUUCCUCACUGAAUUAGUCACUGGGGGAGAGCUGUUGGAUGCGCUAGACGCUCUAGGCCUGCUUCAAGCGCCUCAGGCCCAGUUCUACUCCGCAUCCAUCAUCCUCGCCUUAGAGUUCCUGCAUGAACGCAGAAUAGCAUAUCUUGAUCUCAAAGGGGAGAACUGCCUCAUCGACCAGCAUGGCUACCUCAAGAUCAUCGAUUUUGGCGUAGCCGAGCGGAUAACAGAUGGUCGAAUUUACGCAGUCAAGGGCACGCCGCUCUUCAUGGCACCGGAGGUAAUCCUUGGAAAGGGAUAUACCACCUCGGCUGACCUGUGGAGUCUAGGCGUUUGCCUUUUCGACUUCAUGGUCGGCUCAUUCCCAUUUGGCGACGAUCAGGCGAGCAAUGCCGAGAUCUUCAAAGCCGUCCUCAAGGCACCGCUGAAGUUCCCAAAAUGGCUGGGCGUGCAUGAGAAGGACGCCAAGGAGCUGAUGAAGGCUCUGCUGUGCAGAGAUCCUGCGAAGCGCCUUGGCGCGGGGCAGCGCGGCUACGAAGAUCUGAAGGAGCACCCCUUCUAUGCGGGCUUCAGAUGGGAGGGGCUUCUGGCGCGACAGCUGGACCCACCCUUCAAGCCAAAGGGUGAGACUUAUGCCGAAGAUGCAGAAAUCGGCAAGGACGUGGAGCCAGGAACGCUCACGGUUCUCGAGGAGGAUGGUGCAG